AUGGGAAGUGCGUCCCUCUUCCAAGUUGGGGAUGAUGUCGAGUUCUGGCGAGUGCUGAUCCAUUUAAGUAUACUGGUCUUCUGUCUAGUCAUUUUUGAGUCUAUUUUGCAUAAUGUGGAGCAAAAACUCUCUCGUUACGACAAGUACCAGCACAUGCUUCGUAAAGCAUAUCGAGAGCUCAUGGUGCUCGGUCUAAUUAGUCUCGGUCUCAAGAUACUCAAGGAGGUGCCAGGAGUUAAUGCAGACACAAAAACCAUGUUAGCGUUCCAAGUGGCCGACUUGACGAUAUUCAUUUUGGCUCUUGCGUUAAUUCUUCAAGCUAUUGUCGUCUUUUUGCAGCAACGCAAAAGCAACAUCUUGGCUGAUCGUACUGAACUUAUAACAGCUCGAGACCUUGUGGAUGCUAUCAGUGCUCCACCAGCCGCCCAGUCAGCUCCUCUUAAGUCUAAAUGGUGUUGGUUUGAAUCUAAAAAACUCAUUGGAGGAUUUGAAAGAGAGGUCGUGGAGCGACGGUUGUUGCGUCAUUUGUUUCUUCGGAGAUUCGGAUUGCCUCAACUGUUCCCUUUCUCCAAGUACCUACGACGGGCUCAAGCUAACCAAAUUUCGCACAUGAUUGAGGUCGAGCCAUCUAUGUGGGUCCUAUUACUUGCAGUCGCAUGGGCCCUUUGUGGUGCGCUGGCAAGUUUGCAACAUUUGGAGUAUGACUUACCAACAGGCCAUGAAUUGGUUGAGGUGUUUGUUGUGUUCGCCUGGGGUCUUGUCAUUGCGCAUGUUGCAGCUUUGUUGUACUUUCGUUCGUGCGUACAUCAACUUUUGCGCGCUGCGGGGUACAGUGAUGAUGAGUCAACUUUGUUAGAAAACCUUCGUUUUAUUGCUGAAGAAGAGGCUUUAGCAUGGCAAAAUGAAGCCGCGGACACGGCAUUAGAUACGAUGAACCGAGUCCAAGAAGAAUUGGAUGAAAUUGAAGAUCAUCGAAAUUCUCGACGUCAUAAAAUUCUUCAAAAAGAUGAAGGUUUGCAACUCAUGGUUACGUGUUUUCGUAAGAUCAACCACAUGAACGAUCCCAAAUUUCGCUCACGUCGAGCAAUGAGUGGUGCACAAAUUGGAACUCCGCAUCUGAACUUACGCUUUUUCUCUCGAAAAGCUUGGCAUGUUGCUGUUAUGUUUCUACUCAUUCUCAAUGGGUUUUUUAUCGCUUUACUCGUUCAAUGUGCAGUAUACGAAUUGGAUGACAUCUACAAAGAGUAUGGACUUGCACCUGCUGUGAUGGUGCCGCUUCCUUUGUUUCUUAAUACAUUUGUGCUUCAACAACGAAUGUUUCGCUCCUUUGUCAUGGUUUGCAGUAUCUCACGUGUUGAAGCCACGACAUUGGGAGAAGUUGUGACUCAUUUCAGUGAAAUUGUCGAAUUACGAUCUGAAUUUGCUACUGCAUUGCUCAAUUGUUUGAUCGAGCGAGAGUAUACACUUAUUGAUUUGCGUCGCGAACUUCGUGCGCACGAUCUACGUCAUAGUGGAAUGAUCGAUGUGGAUAAACUACGUGAUGUCUUGUCCGCCUUUGGCUUUCGAUUGACUCGCUUUCGGUUCAAUAGUUUAGCCAAAAUGCUGUUUAACCUUAAUGGUACUAAAGUCGAGUAUGGACAAUUACUUCGACUCUUGACUUUGGCUCAACAGGAGGCACCCCAAGAUACUUUACAAGCAAGUCGAUCGCGUCAGCAUCCGCUACUGCAACGAAGUCAGACGAGCAAUGAUAUUGGCGACAACACGAGUAGGUUUUCAAAUACGCUUGACGGUUCUGAAUUGGGACGACAAGACCCGUCACUCCUGUCGUCCCGACAAGAUCCGUUCACUUUGUCAGGACGACAAGACCCGCUAAUUAUGUCGGGACGCCAAGUUCCGUCAAAUAUGUCUGGACGACAAGCUCCGUCAAAUAUGUCGGGACGACUAGAUCGGUCAAAUAUCUCGGGACGACAAGACCCGUCGGGACGACAAGACCCGUCAAGCCCACCUCAAAAUCUGGACUCUGAACCUAGAUCGGAUACCGAUGCUACUGUGCGUACGACUAUGACGAGAUUGCAUCGAUUUUCGAGAGUAUCGGGACUUCAGCAAACAGCCAAGUUUGAAAACCGAGGUCGGGGUUUUACGAGGGAAUUAGGCUAUACGCAAAUUGCAAGUUCAAGAGCACUUCACGACAUGUACAACAUUCGUUCUGAUUCCGAAGCACAUGUGGAUAAUGUACUCUCGGACACAGCAUAUACAGUCUUGUAA
Molecule: messenger RNA, 2265 nt
Organism: Plasmopara halstedii
Lineage: Eukaryota; Oomycota; Peronosporomycetes; Peronosporales; Peronosporaceae
Product: Mlo-related protein
Exons: 1
Coding region: 1-2265 (754 amino acids)
Molecular function (GO): calcium ion binding
Source: RefSeq, a predicted model, not a curated record